AUGGCAUCGUCAAAGGAAUACUAUGAGUAUCAUCAUCACCACCGCCACCACCAUCACCACGGCGCAAAGAAGCGCCUGUAUCUUGAACCUCCCACCAACGGCGCCGUUACUGUGCGCACAAAGAAAACGACUUUCAUUCCCGCCCGCGAGCCAACGCCGCCUCCCAUCAUUGUCAAGCCAUGCCCUCCACCUCCGCCUCCGGUAGAAGUCAAGCCGCCGCCUCCGCCUCCUCCCGCUCUGCCGUGUCCUCCUCCGCCCCCCGUAGAGAUCAAACCCGUCCCGCCGCCGCCGCCGCCCCCGCUGGUUGUUGAGCCCAUUGCUCCUAUUGAAGUUAUCGCGGUGGACGUUGAGCCGAGCAGCAAAAGCAGCAAGUCCUCACGCAGCAGCCGCAGCCGCUCACACUCGCGGCACGGCAGCCGGGACAGAGAGAGAGACGUGAGAGAGGUGUACGUCGAGCGGGAGAAGCUUGUUCCUGUCCGUGUGCCCUACCCCGUCCCGGUCCCUGUCGAGCCGCGAUAUGAGACCUUCAGAUACGUGGAGGGGAGGAGGUAUUCGCCCCCGAGGAUGCUCCCGCCUCCGCCGUCUGAGGAGGAGAGGAUGAGGGUCGUCAUUUCGGACCGGAGGCGGGAGAGGGAGUACUUCCAAAGGCGUUAA
Molecule: messenger RNA, 654 nt
Organism: Colletotrichum truncatum
Lineage: Eukaryota; Fungi; Ascomycota; Sordariomycetes; Glomerellales; Glomerellaceae
Source: RefSeq, a predicted model, not a curated record